Struthio camelus australis is the source of this 4778-nucleotide messenger RNA. It is a transcript of the gene SOST, whose product is annotated as sclerostin. NCBI's taxonomy places the organism in Eukaryota, Metazoa, Chordata, Aves, Struthioniformes, Struthionidae. Gene Ontology annotation, biological process: negative regulation of BMP signaling pathway; ossification; negative regulation of Wnt signaling pathway. The record is from RefSeq and is a predicted model, not a curated record. Gene Ontology annotation, molecular function: BMP binding.
UGCUGGCAACACUCUUCCUAAUGCACCCCAGGAUUCUUUUCUGAAUAAAAGAAUAAUAGCUAUAUUAUAAGGGCUGAAAGCAGAGCUUAAGAGAUCUUCAUACACAAUUUCAAAUAUAAUUUGAUCAUGAUCAUCUAACCUGUUUUUACAAAAAGAAUCCUCCAAGGAAGAUGAAUCCACAGCUUUCGAAGCAGGCAUCUGUCCUUUCUUCAGAAUCCUUUUUAUUUGGUGGGCAAUACCUUGAAUGGAAAAUAGAUUUAGUCGUAAGUGAAAAAAAUUGUGCUUGGAGAAACCUUUGCAAGGGCUAAGUAUUUGGGCUUCCUAUAUUUGUCAGACCAGCAUUAAUUGCUUUGGAGCGUAGACCAGCAUUAAUUGCUUUGGAGCGUAAGAGGAAGUUAUUAAUGAAAGAUAAUCAGCCCUGUUGCUGCUGUUUAUAGGAAGAAAGGAAACAGCACAUCUCCGGCAAAUGAUGUGGCAACAUUCGUUAUUAAAGAACGACAUCCUGACAGACUCUGCACAAAAAAGUUUCAUGUAUGAAGACAACAGUGUACUGUAUUCCUCUCUAGGAAAGAGAGUAACUCCUGUGGUGGUAGGAUGAGGAGGAUGCAGGCUGGGGGGAGACAGGGAGAGGGAAACAGUGCAAACAGUUGUAUGCAACACAACGCACAAUUGCUCUUAGAGCUUCUUGGGACUAUUUGGAAAGAAAGGCCCCGCCAAAACGUGUUAAUCUGUAAUUUUGGAGAAGAAAGGGCAGGAGAGAGAGCAUGUCACAGUAUAUUUCAGAUGCUAUUGUUUUAGGAACGGACCAUUAUACAAAAUAAGUAGGCUACAGCUCAUCUAACUCAGUGCCGCUAUUGCAUCUGCUAUGCGUCGCUGUGUGUGUGUGUGGAAGGCAGAAGAGGUGAACCGUCCUCAAGUCAUCAUUGCUAUUGUUUGAAUGUAUUAUUUUUUCAUCUGGGUCACACCAAGGGUGAAUGUGCCCCUCACUUUAAAUUUGGUGACACCUGUUUUCCGUGCCAGGUCAGGGCAACUGUCAGACUGGAAUGCAAGCCUUAGGUGAUCAGUCCUAGGGAGCAGGGAGAAGACAGACGGCCCCAGCUGUUUGCAGUGUUCAGACAGGUAGACCAGAAGGCAGAGCACAGAGGCUGUUAUUGACAUUCCAGCUAAUUGUUAAAAAAAUGCUGGUUAAGUGAUUCACUUAACAUCUGUUCUACACGAAAUAUUUUCACAGGGAUGAACUGUGUGUGACAAACAUUGCAGCUAUGCACAGAGGUGCUUUACUGUUUUAUGCAAACAUUUUGUUUUCAGUAGUUAUGAUGAGAGCUCAUUGUAGUUUCUAAUCUAACUUAAAAGGUGAGAUACUUUUUGAUUAAUGUAUUUAACCUGACAUCAUUUGUAAAUAAUGUGGAAAUAUCUAUGGUCUUGAGGCACAGAACUUGCAUGCCACUGUCCCCGCUAUCACUUUAUUUCUGCAAGGGAAAAGAAGAAUGCCAUAGAUGAGAUUUUAAAACAUGACACAUGAACACAUCUUGGGCAUAGAUGUCCUAGGUAUUAGAUCAGCUCUUUUCUAAUUGGUUGUACCAUGAUUACAAAUCAGUCUGGCCCUGUUCUGUGUUUAAAGUAAGCAAAUGUCCUAAAAAUCAACACACACAAUCUGCUGUACAAAAUGUCAGCAGAAAUAGUGGUAUGCAAUGAUAUUAAAGCAAAUGCAAAUGCAAAUGCAAAAAAAAAAAAAAAUGCAAAAGAGCACAUCAGAAAGCACGGUGUGCAACAAUCUGGCUGUAUAGCUUUACUAACAUGCUCCAAAUAACCUAUAUUUUUAAGGAAAACUAAGUAAAACAAAUUCUCAUUUUGAAAAGAAGAGCUCUUCCCUGUUUCUUCUAGUCCAUUUGAGAAACAAAAUGCAGAGAUCCUUGUUUUGUAAAGAAAACAAAAAUUAUAAAACCUCAAUCAUUUAUCUGCAGGGACUGAAAUGCAUCACUACUGAGCUACAGUUUCUAAUUGUGCUUACUUUAUACUUGGGGAAAAAAAGGCACCAAAAAAAAAAGAAACCCCACACCCCACAGAAAAAAAGUUCCCAAUAAUGAGUCUGAAACCCCUUGAAAAAGACAAUAACCAGAGUUUCAAAUAUGGAGAUCAAAGCAGAGCUUAAUUAUAACACUGUUAGAAAAAUUUGCAGAAAAGACUUGUCAGGCUACAGCUCAUCCUAGUCUUGUCAAUCACCCACCAUUGUUACCAGGCAGAAAAAUGAAGUAUAUGAGAAGCUUUUAAGCACACAGAGUAUUUUUUGCUAAACCACCCCCACACACCCAUUUAAUUUCUGACCCAUACUGACAAAAGCUUAGAUGAAUGAGUUGUUGUUUGGCCCUUCCCACUUUGUAUAGUCAUUGGCUGGCUUGGUUCUAAAAAAGAUUUAAAAAAGGACAAUAAUUUGCCUUUGCCUGGGAUCUGAGGCUGUGAGGGUGCUGCAAAGCUAAUCUGGGGGCUGCCACCAUGCAGAUCUCUUGGGCUAUGUGCUCUGUUUGUGUCUUAAUCCAAAUUGCAUUUCGAUCGGUGGAAGGGUGGCAAAUGUUUAAAAAUGAUGCUACAGAAAUCAUUCCCGAGAUCACUGAAAAUACAGAAGCACCGAUGGAGCAGACUUACAGUGACAACAACAAUACAAUGAACCAGGCAAAGCAUGGGGGAAGACAGAUACAACAGUCUCCAGACCCUAAUGAUGCUUCCGACUUUAGCUGCAGAGAAAUGCGAACCACCCACUAUGUCACUGAGGGGCCUUGCCGCAGCGUCAAGCCUGUCAAGGAACUGGUCUGCUCUGGCCAGUGUGUCCCCUCACACCUCCUUCCCAACUCUAUUGGUAGAGGGAAGUGGUGGCGCCAGAACGCCCUGGAUUACCGCUGCAUCCCUGCUCACACUCGCACGCAGCGCAUCCAGAUGACAUGUCCUGAGCAAGAGACUCGGACUUACAAAUUCCGAGCUGUCACCGCCUGCAAAUGCAAGCGCUACACUCGCUACCACAACCAGUCUGAGCUCAAGGACUUUGGGAAGGAAACUGUCAGGCCUCAGAAGAACAAGAAGCCCCGUCUCUCCAGAGCCAGGAGCAGCAAAUCCAACCAGCCUGAGCUAGAAAAUGCUUAUUAGACGGUCGCUCUGAGUGGUACAGCCCAGCAGCUCUGGAUAUUUUACAGGACAUCAGAUGGGACUCACAGGCCGCAGAAUGGGGUUCUGGCUGCAGGAGGUUCCAAUUGCUCCUGCUAAGCUGGGUCAAAGGCUCACAUAGUCCAAAAUGUAUCAGAUUAUAACAACUGUAGUCUGAUAAGAGAAUGAGAUAAAUUGAGCUGGUGGUAGCAACACCUAAAUUCAGGCUGAGAGGAGAGGUACACCUUGGAGAGUUGCAUGAGGUCACGUGGCUUGUACUUUGAGGAAGGCAGAGGAAAGAGGACGUGUUAUGGUGACAAUCACUACGGUGACAGGAAUUUUUAAUAGCCUUUUCCAACUUUUCUAGGCACUACGAUGCAGGACAAUCGUGAGGUUAGGGAACCAUCAGGAGAGUUACCACUCUGAAUGAGUUGUAUAAAAUUGGCGAUAUCAGGGAUUUCAACAGUUAUGGUGAAUGAAGUCAAGUUGUUAGGAAAUUAACAUCCUGUCAGAUGUCCUCAUGCCCCAGUUGGUUCCUCUGUUAAGGAAAAACACACCCCUAAACGACACUUGAGUUCUCAAAACAAAAAUGUGAUAAAUCUGUUUCAUAUCUUUAAUUAGAAUAAUGCAGGAUCAACAGAUUCAAGAUGAGCUUUGACAUCUAAAACAUCGGAUUUGUUUUAGGGACAAUUCUACUCAGCGGAGCCGGUUCAUGAAAUGGAUGCUCCUCUCAAACCAGCUAACCGCACUGAUGUGUCCUGUAUACAGCUAACAAUGUGCAUAAUUUUUACAUAAGAGAUGCUGAUUUUACUUUAUUCCUGCAGACAAGAUUGACUUUAGCAUCAACUUAGACAUCUCAAUUUACAUUUUCUAUUCUGUAGAGUUUGGAUCAUCUGGCUGUACACUUUUUACUGCCAAGACUGGGCAAGGCAAGCUCGGGGAGUAAAGUGCCGGUUCUGCAUUAAAGCGAGCCUCUGCUAAUUUGAAAGCCACGAAUUCCUCCUGAAAAGUCUUUGGUAUGCUCAGUUUAGUUCGGCAGCAACUUUCCUUUAACUUAGCUUCUCAACAUUCAGACUAGUGCUUGUGUUUUUACAUUAACGAAUAUUAUCGGAAAGCAAAUAUUCACGUGCUGUAUAUAUCCUCUAGAAAUGCUAACCCUAGUACCAGAUAAACACAAUUUGCGAUGAAGACAGUUCCUCACUGUUCUUAUUUUCUAUGUAGAAUUUAUGCUAAAAAUCAUAUACACUAUGGAAAUUUCCAUUGUUCAUAGAUUUUUUGCAACUAUUUUAUGUGGGACCAGAAUCUAGGGAGAAAAGCUAUUGUUUCAGAGAAUGAAUUAUGUAUUUAUUUUUUCCUCAGAAAUUAUUUAUGCAAUAUUUUUCCUUGUAGAGGAUGAGAAUUAGUACUGCUUUAAAAAAUAUUAGUCUGUUAUUUCGAAUUUUCACUACAUUGUUAAUAAAGUAGCAACGCUGAUUAAUUAUAGGAAGACUCACUGAUUUUCGGCUAAAGUUUAAAGCCGGUUUGCUGUAAAGCCUGUGACUCACAGAACAGUCUGGGGCUCGACUCUGGCCAGGGAGCUACAUUUCUGUGCUAGAGAAUGUCAGGGUCCUUAAUCCUCAAUCAAUAACCCACACAUCUCUGAA